UGUACACGAGAGCAACAUUAUAAAUAAUAAAAUAUUGGUCGGAUUUUUGUGUAGUCUAAAACGUUUUCAAGCCAUACACAAUCUAAAUUUAAACGUUAAACGGAGAAGUCAGUGGGUACAACACACAACAGACGAGACGAACCUUUUUCUUUCUCACUGCUUGGUCGGGGAAAAUGUCUCGCGAAGUAUAGAAUAAUAAUUUUGCAUUUUUUUUUUAUCUCGGUGAAUAUUCUGAAGUGAUUUUCGGCUUUUCCCCAAAUGUGUUUUCUCGCAAAUUGAAUGUGUUACUUUAGCUGUUACCGAAUAAGGAACUAAUUUGUGCUUGUGAAUAAUUAUCGUUGUGAUAUCAAUCGCAAAGUGUAAAGCAACACAUUAAAUCGACAAAGAAAAUUGUCCUUUUGUAACGGCACAAAUACGACAAAAAUAUGGAUCCAGAAGCAUUUUUGGACAUGGCCAAUCAGGUCAUCAAACUCAAAAUGUUCCCGUAUUUCGACAUUGCGCACAGUUUACUCUGUGCAAUUGCCGUGCGUGAAGACUUAGGUGCCGGCGCGCAAGGAUUUUCUAGGAAACAUCCGUUAGCCUGUUGGCUAUCGACGAUGUUGAUGAUAUUUUCUGGCGGUAUGGUGGCCAAUGGAUUAUUGGGCGAACCGAUAUUAGCACCACUCAAAAACACACCUCAAUUGCUCGUGGGUACAAUCGUAUGGUAUGUUGUGUUUUAUACUCCGUUCGACAUUGGCUAUAAAGUCGGAAAAUUUCUGCCCUUCAAAAUAGCAGCUAGUGCCAUGAAAGAGAUAUACAGAUGUAAAAAGAUCCAUGACGGUGUCACACAUGCAGCAAAAUUGUAUCCUAACGCUUACAUCAUUAUGAUCAUCAUUGGCACAUUGAAGGGCAAUGGGGCCGGCUUUACGAAAUUGCUGGAACGAUUAAUUCGAGGAGCAUGGACUCCAACAGCUAUGGAAUUUAUGCAACCCAGUUUCUACACCAAAGCUUCCGUUGUAGCAUCCAUCAUUUUCGUAUUGGACAAAAAAACGGAUCUCAUUUCAGCACCGCACGCACUCGUCUAUUUCGGCAUUGUCAUAUUUUUGGUGUAUUUCAAACUGUCGUCGAUUUUAUUGGGCAUUCAUGAUCCGUUUGUGCCGUUCGAGAAUCUAUUCUGUGCGCUGUUCCUGGGUGGCAUUUGGGACAGUUUGGCGAAAUUGUUGGGACGCGGACAGGCCAAGGAGGAGACGAAAGACGUGAAGAAAACGAAUUAAAUUAAGAGACGGAACAAAAUUGAACAAGGAGAAUAUGCAACUUUAUCGAAGCGCUUCGACCAAAAAUGUAAAAUUAUUUUUUUUACUUUCGGAAAUUAUCUCACGCCGCCCCGUUUAUGUUUUUCAUUUUAUGUUUAAAUAUUUUUGUAAAUACCUCCAUUCAGGAUUAGUUUUUUUUUUGUUAAUUUAUUAUAAAACCAAAAUGAAUUCUGUUGAUUUUAGGACUAGCUGGUGGGUGGCUCGUCCUAUUAUUGUAUUCAGAAUUGAUGUAAUGACGUAAUUUAUUUAUUUAAAUUUAAAUUAUUUUUUUUUUAGUUUUAAAUUUUGUUAAUUUAUUUUCAAGUUUUUUUUUUCGUUUCCUGAAACAUUAAUUUUAAGAUAAUAAUUGACGGAUGACUGUAAACUUACGUAUUUUGUAAGGAACAUUUGGUUUUUAAUUUUUAAAUACAAAAUGGCAAACAAAAAGUGUUUUAAAAUAACUG
Molecule: messenger RNA, 1735 nt
Organism: Bradysia coprophila
Lineage: Eukaryota; Metazoa; Arthropoda; Insecta; Diptera; Sciaridae
Product: trimeric intracellular cation channel type 1B.1
Biological process (GO): potassium ion transmembrane transport
Cellular component (GO): membrane
Molecular function (GO): potassium channel activity; identical protein binding
Source: RefSeq, a predicted model, not a curated record